Molecule: messenger RNA, 4790 nt
Organism: Monodelphis domestica (gray short-tailed opossum)
Lineage: Eukaryota; Metazoa; Chordata; Mammalia; Didelphimorphia; Didelphidae
Source: RefSeq, a predicted model, not a curated record
CAGCUCUCCGCCUGGGAGCUCAGAAUGGCCCAAAGGCGGAGGCUGCGGUGGGACCGGUCGGCACCAUGACGCUCAGAGGCUUCGUGGUGGCCCUGAUGCUGGGGACGCUCCGUGGGGUGAACGCUGUGGAGAGGAGCCCAAAGUCCUGGCUGCCUGCUGCUUUUCCGCGGCCCCCUAGCCACGUCCCGCCCGCUGCACUGGGAGCGCCCCGACGGCCUCCUGGCCAGCCCUUCCAGCGCCGCCAGUCCCCUGCCUCCGCGCCCCUGCCACUGUUUUUGGCUCCGGCCCCCGGCCUGGGACAGCAGCGAUACUCGAGUAAGAGCCGGGACUUCGAUGCAGGGGGCGGACAGUGUUGCUUCCCAGGAAACCCUAGGGACCGUUGUGACUGCAGACAAGGGUCAGUGCGUCUCCGAGGUGGAGAAAAUGACUUUGAAGGUACCGUAGAAGUGUAUUUCGGAAGAGUUUGGGGCAUCAUCUGUAGCAGUGACUGGGAUGACAGGGCUGCUGCUGUCAUCUGUCGCCAGCUGCAGCUUGGGGCCAAAGGAACAGCCAAGCGGACCCCAAUGUCUGAACUGGGCCUUAUUCCCGUUCACUGGAGCAACAUCCGCUGCCGAGGAGAUGAAGACAGCAUAGUGCUUUGUGAAAGAGAUGCUGGGCCCCAUGGAACGUGUCCCCAGAAGAUGGCAGCUGCAGUCUCGUGUAGCGCUUACCAGGGUACGGCGACGAUAACCAAGGAUUGUCUCAUUUCACUUUUGCUGUGCUUUCAGCAGAACGAGCAGAAGACGUGGAACCAGGAGGGAUCAGCUCCCGCCUGGACCCCGUUGCGGCUCGUGGGUGGGCGCAGCCUCCACGAGGGCCGUGUGGAGCUUUACCACGCAGGGCAGUGGGGCACGGUGUGUGAUGACCAGUGGGAUGACGCGGACGCUGAAGUGGUCUGUCGCCAGCUCGGCCUGAGUGGGGUUGCCAAAGCAUGGUCCCGGGCUUAUUUUGGGCAAGGAUCUGGCUCCGUGAUAUUGGAUGAAGUUCGAUGUACGGGAAAUGAGCUUUCCCUGGAGCAGUGUCCCAAGAGUUCCUGGAGAGAACACAACUGCGACCACCAGGAGGAUGCUGGGGUCUCAUGCACCCCUCUGACAGAUGGGGCCCUGAGACUAGCAGGCGGGAAGGGCAGUCAUGAGGGACGGUUGGAAGUGUAUUACCGUGGCCGGUGGGGCACCAUCUGUGAUGAUGGAUGGACAGAGAGGAACACCCAGGUGGCUUGUCGGCAGCUGGGAUUUAAGUAUGGCAAACAGGCCUCCAGUCGCCAUUUUGGAGAAAGCAUGGGGCCCAUUUGGUUGGAUGAAGUCAGCUGUUCAGGAAAGGAGACAGCUUUCCUUCAGUGCUCCAGAGGAAAGUGGGGAGAACACGACUGCAGUCACCAAGAAGAUAUUCACAUCACUUGCCAUCCGGACAAUGAUUUACACAAAUUCUCUCUGAGUUUCCCUAUCCGGCUGAUGGAUGGAGAGAACAAGAAAGAAGGACGGGUGGAGAUCUUUGUCAAUGGGCAGUGGGGAACAAUCUGUGACGAUGGAUGGACUGAUAAAGAUGCAGCUGUGGUGUGUCGGCAGCUCGGCUAUAAGGGCUCUUCUAGAGCAAGAACCAUGGCUUACUUUGGGGAAGGAAAAGGGCCAAUCCAUGCCGACAAUGUGAAGUGCACCGGAGGGGAGAGGAACCUUGCAGAUUGCAUCAAACAAGACAUUGGAAAGCACAACUGUCGCCAUAGUGAAGAUGCGGGCGUCAUCUGUGACUAUUUUGUCAAAAAAGCAUCAAGGAACAGUCAUAAAGAUUCCCUUUCAUCUGUUUGUGGUCUGAGGUUACUCCACCGAAGGCAGAAGAGGAUCAUUGGUGGGAAAAACUCUUUACGGGGUGGCUGGCCCUGGCAGGUUGCCCUUCGGCUGAAGCUGUCCCAUGGAGACCGCAGACUCCUUUGCGGGGCCACGCUCAUCAGCAGCUGCUGGGUGCUUACUGCUGCUCAUUGUUUCAAGAGGUAUGGCAACAACACUCGGAACUACGUCGUUCGGGUCGGGGAUUAUCACACACUGGUGCCAGAGGAGUUUGAGGAAGAAAUAGGGAUCCAGGAGAUUGUGAUUCACCGGCAGUACCGGCCUGACAGCAGUGACUAUGACAUCGCCCUAGUGAGGCUGCAGGGAUCUGAGGAGCAGUGCGCCACAUUCAGCAGCCACGUCCUGCCCGCCUGCCUGCCUCUUCCACGAGAGAGGCCACAGAAAACUGCACCCAACUGUUACAUCACUGGAUGGGGAGAUACCGGACAAGCCUAUUCGAGGACCCUCCAGCAAGCAGCCAUCCCCUUACUUCCCAAGAGAUUUUGUGAAGAGCGUUACCAGAGUCGCUUCACAGGGAGGAUGUUGUGUGCCGGAAGCCUACAGGAACAGAACCACGUGGACAGCUGCCAGGGAGACAGUGGCGGCCCCCUGAUGUGCCAACGACCUGGACAAAGCUGGGCUGUGUUUGGAGUCACUUCCUGGGGUUACGGCUGUGGCAUUAAAGAUUCUCCAGGUGUUUAUACCAAAGUCUCUGCCUUUGUACCCUGGAUAAAAAGUGUCACUAAACUGUGAAGAGGGCAGCAUGGCAGCUUCAAGAGAAAAGGACCUGGGGGUUCGGGAGAGCUGGAAAUGAAUGCUAGUCGACAGCUGAAAGCUGUGGCCAGCCCACGCUCGCUUUCCUUCUUGCUAUCAUGAUUUUCAUUUAUAAAUCCUGGAUGUAGGCUGUAUAUCCGUUACUUUUGUUUCAGGCCUCCUGUGCACACAGAAAUGACUUGGCAUCAAGCUGAGGCUUGUCGGGGUGGCGGUUGGAAUGCCUCCCUUUCAGUACUGACUGCAGAAAACAGCAUUCGAUUUGUCUCAACUUGUAGACCGAAUUCCCUCUUGCCGUUUGCCACCGUGGACGUUCUUUAUGAUCUCAUCUUAUUCCACAGCAUUUCCCCCAAAGGUAUCAGGCUUCGAGCCUUCUGCAGAACCUCAAAAACGUGCUCAGAUAUUGGAAUGGCCUUUUUAAUUUCAGUCAGUCACCCAAUUUUAAUGUCCGUGUGGCUGAUUCAAAAUACAUAGUUAUUCUGAUUCCGUGGGGAAAUGAGCUACCCUUUGCUUAUUACUCCCAAAUGCAGCCUGGCAGGAAGACAUGGAUCCCUGAAGGCAGGAAUAGCCCUAUUCAAGCCUAGCUUCUGACACAUCCUGGCUGUCAGACCCCAGGCCGGGCCAAGGCCCUUCCUCUCGCGGUGUUCUAGGCAAUCUUCUCAGGCCAGAAGGGCAGACUGCCAACUUGCACUGGUGGAAGGCAUUUCUUCACCUGGGAAUCCUCUAAACCCAUGAAAUUGGAUUGUCCUCCCUAAUGUCCUGCAAGUUAAUAUGUGGCGAGGCAAAGCUAAAAAGACCUCAAGGCCGGUCUGCAUUUUCCCAGUAACAUGUGGAGAAGGGGAAGGAGAUGCAAAGCAGAUCUACGAGAGCUCACAUUCACAAGCUGCAGACAUUUCAGAAUCGCAGCCUUGAGACUGCUGUUCAGUCCCAUUCCACACUGCUGCCUGAAGGUCCUUGUAAACAUGUGUCUUGGUCAGCACAGGGUCAAGAUCAACGUUGACUCAGGCUGCCCAUCUGGUGCCCCACCAGAAUGCAAAAGGGACAGCUCCCCAAGAAGCUGUUCAAAUCACAACAGGAGCCACAGUGCAAUUCUUUGUUCUCGUGUUGGAAGUAUUUAUAACAUGGUAUCGCUAUGAUUUGGGCUCUUGGCUUAUCUCCUCACUGGUAACAGAAUGCUUCCUUGCUUCCUUUGAGCAAGAUUCUCCCGACUGCCCCGCAAUGCCUGAUGAUCAAGGGGUGGAAGGUAUCGUUUGCUCUUAAAAAGGUUACAGAUGAAAAUCUGGGUCAGAAAUACUCGUGGGCAGCACGUUCCCGUAUAUACCUGGGUAAUUUAUUCUGAUUAAAAAUUUCGCUGACCUUCAUCUGCCAUUAGGGCAUCAAUUAGGGAUUCUCUUGACAGGUUUCAAACCUCGAAGGGUUUUGUGCCCAAUGUACUAUGGGAAUAUUGCCAUAAAUCAAACCCCAAAUUCCUAUGGCUUCUUGCAGGCCCUUUCCACCAUAAUAUCAUGUUCUAAUAUUUAUCAAGGAAUUUCUGAAACUGGGCCUUUCUUCCUGAUGUCUUUGAAAACCCUCUUUGAACCUGCAACUAGAAUAGCUAGUAUUGGCUCUGGUUGUUGGUUUCUGUUUUAAUAUUUUAUAACCAUUGUCUUCCACCUAAAAAGGCAGGUGAGCUUUUUAUAUCCCAGAGGCACACUUGGGUGGUCCUUUUAAAAAUAUGAUCACUUUACAUCCGGAACCCCGACUCCCCUCCUCAUUUUCUGGCUAUGGGGAUGAGUUCCAGCUCAUCCCACCCCAAUGAGUGCCACUCACAUCCCAACUGUGCCAGGAUACCUGUCCCAGCAUUUUCUCGUGGUUUACUUGUAGUGGCUUCGGGGAACUUUCUCAACCUUCCCAUUGUUACUCCUCAUGGAUCCGGUCUGUCGUUCUGCUCAUGCCCCAGUGGUACAGAGUGGAAGGCUACUAUAUACAUGGGGAAAUAUUGCCUGAAAAGUCCUGUUGCUAGAAAGUAUUAAAGGGGAGUAGCAAAAAAGAAAAUCAGUGCUCUCAUUGCCCCAACAAAAUGAAGUGUACAGAAUCCAGGGAAGCGGUAGGACAUACAUAUCGGAUGCCAGCCCUUUUUCCUGUUAAUAAUAAAUUACUUAUCCUUUUUUGUAUGAAAAA